AAGAUGCAGGAGGGGUGUAGAAGCUUCUCUGAAACAUUUAUUUGAAAAAUUCGUUCACGCCCAUAACUUUCCUGCUCAACUUAUUAAUCUUCUUCCAUUUCCAAGCAAUAAACUAUUCUUUUCUUCGACCCCACAAUACUGCUUUUCCCUACAACUCUGCUCCCCGUCUUCAAUUCCCUCUACCCUUCCCCCUUCACUCGAUUCCACAGAUCUAUGGUGCGGUUCCGUGUGGUGGACUUGUAAGAUUAGCAUUCCAACGGCCAAGUAAGUAAGGUGAUGUAAACAUGAGUGUCUGCUUUCCUGUUAGUCAAUCUUCCAUAAAUGCCGUUAUCGUGAAAGGUCGUACUAGGCUGCUGAUGAGCAGUAACAUCUGCAGUCUUCAGACCAGAGGAACUUCCUGUUCAUUUUCUUCCAGUUUUUACCCCGGGAAGUCAGAGACAAAUUAUGUUGCUCUUUCUAUUUGCAGAAAACCGUCUUGUUCAAUGAUUAUGGGCCAAACUAUCAAAGGAGGUUACCUUGGAUCAUGCUGCUCCAAGCCAAGGGGGAAUACUCAAGUCUUUAGCUCUGUAGUAUCUGGUAAGAGACAUAGCGAUAUUUCAUUGUCGUGUCAAAGUUUGAGUAUGAGGCUGUCGGUUCCUAAGCAAAAAAUGCUUUCCAAACUUAAGUGCAACGUUGGACGGAUAACUUGGCCACGUGGUUGUGCAUCAGUUGGCUUUAUUUUCGGAUUGUUUGUUUGUAAUUUAAGUUCUGAGCCUGCACAUGCUGAGACAGAUCAUGGAAGUGACAAUAGGAGCGAUGACUGCGACGAGUCAAAUGUUAAACUAGCACACGGGAAGAAAGUUCACACCGACUAUUCUGUAAUUGGAAUACCUGGAGAUGGAAGAUGCAUGUUUCGGUCAGUUGCUCACGGGGCUUGUUUGAGAUCAGGAAAACCCCCACCUAAUGAAAGCCUUCAGAAAGAGCUAGCCGAUGAUUUACGGGCCAAGGUUGCUGAUGAGUUUAUUAAAAGAAAGGCAGAAACAGAAUGGUUUAUUGAAGGUGAUUUUGAUUCAUAUAUUUCACAAAUAAGGAAGCCUCAUGUGUGGGGAGGUGAACCUGAAUUGUUCAUUGCUUCACAUGUUUUGCAGAUGCCAAUCACUGUAUAUAUGUAUGAUAAGGAUGCUGGUGGGUUGAUAUCAAUAGCUGAGUAUGGCCAAGAAUAUGGCAAGGAAAAUCCAAUUAGAGUUCUCUACCAUGGGUUUGGUCAUUAUGAUGCAUUAGAUAUUCCUAGAAGAAAGGGUCCUAAGUCAAGACUCUAGAAUUUCACAUUUCAAAUGUUGAAGAGAUUAGAAUUUAGAAGAAUUUAUUGAUUUUAUUUUACUACUCCUCUUGGCCUAAAAUAAGUGUCAUAUAUGAUAAAAUUAUUUGAUUCAAAAUAAGUGUUUUUAACUUUCAAUGCAA
Molecule: messenger RNA, 1440 nt
Organism: Vicia villosa (hairy vetch)
Lineage: Eukaryota; Viridiplantae; Streptophyta; Magnoliopsida; Fabales; Fabaceae
Product: OVARIAN TUMOR DOMAIN-containing deubiquitinating enzyme 4-like
Exons: 7
Coding region: 285-1298 (337 amino acids)
Biological process (GO): protein deubiquitination; endoplasmic reticulum unfolded protein response
Cellular component (GO): nucleus; cytosol
Molecular function (GO): cysteine-type deubiquitinase activity
Source: RefSeq, a predicted model, not a curated record